Molecule: messenger RNA, 864 nt
Organism: Colletotrichum karsti
Lineage: Eukaryota; Fungi; Ascomycota; Sordariomycetes; Glomerellales; Glomerellaceae
Exons: 1
Coding region: 1-864 (287 amino acids)
Source: RefSeq, a predicted model, not a curated record
AUGCCUCUAACAGCAGACCUCCUCGCCUCAGACCCGGAAACCUACCGCCGCGCAACCCAAUCCCCCUUCCUCUCCGCCGCCGCAGCCGGCCAGACCCCCAAGCCCGUCCUCGGCCGCUGGCUCGCCAACGACAGGCUCUACAUCCACGCCUACAUCAAGGGCGUCGGCCGCCUCCUCUCCGCCCUCCGCCUCCCCUCCACCACAAGCCCGGCGCCCACGGUCCCGGACAAACUCGUGCAGUGGCUCGUCGACGCGCUCGUCAACGUCCGGCGCGAGGAGAAGUUCUUCGUCGACACAGCGCGGCGCUUCGGCAUCGAGGUCGAUCUGCCCGCCGGCCCCGACGGCGUCGUCAGGCAGGAGGAUAAGCUCGAGGGGCUGAGGCGGUUCGAGGGGCUCUUCGCGGGGUUCGAGACGGGAGGAGGGGAGUUGGAGUGGUUGGAGGGCGCGGUGUUGCUGUACGCGACGGAGAAGUGUUACCUCGACGCGUGGACGGGGGCGAGGGAGCAGUUGAAGGAGGAGGAGGGGGAUGGCAAAGGGGACGCGGAUGGGGGCGCGUUGAGGAGGGAGUUUAUCCCGAAUUGGAGCAGCGAGGAGUUUAGGGCCUUUGUGGAUGAGUUGGGCGGGAUUAUUGAUGAGGGUGUUGAGAAGGCUGGGAAGGGGGUCGAGGGGGAGCUGAAGGAGAGGGCGUUGAAGGUGUGGAGGGAGGUUUUGGUUGCUGAGGAGCACUUCUGGCCUGCUUUGCGAGUAUUGCAAAGUCGAGGGAAAGAGUCGUGCACAAGAUUUCACGCGGUUGGUUACAGAUGCAAAGAGUGUGUCUUUGUGGUCAAUGAAUUAUCAUUUGUUACCAACUACCAAAAGAGUUGA